This is a messenger RNA of Astyanax mexicanus (Mexican tetra), 5967 nucleotides long. RefSeq lists its product as uncharacterized. Gene Ontology annotation, biological process: regulation of transcription by RNA polymerase II. Bases 437 to 2401 code for a protein of 654 amino acids. Lineage: Eukaryota; Metazoa; Chordata; Actinopteri; Characiformes; Acestrorhamphidae. Gene Ontology annotation, molecular function: transcription cis-regulatory region binding; nuclear receptor activity; protein dimerization activity. The record is from RefSeq and is a predicted model, not a curated record. Gene Ontology annotation, cellular component: aryl hydrocarbon receptor complex; nucleus. The transcript is spliced from 9 exons.
UGCCCUGUGUGUGAUCCCGCCCCUCUCUCAGCCCAGCUCAGCCCCUGUGCGUGCCUGCGCGUGCAUGUGUGUGUGUGCGCACGGUUUGUGAGGCUCAGAGUUGCGUGCGAAGAGACCGGCUUGUCAUUCAGAGGAAUCCGCCACCUGAAACGCGAGGAAGCGAAGGCGACGCAAUUGGGUAUAAAACAUGCACCACAUCUGCCCUCAGCUCUGCACACUGAUGAGAGAGAGCCUCAGCCUAGCACAGCACCACAGCUAGACCUGACCCAGUCCAUCACUCCAGCAGAAUGAUCACCAAACAUCACAUCUAACUGCAGGCAGGCAAGCAAUAAUAAUCACCAUUCUUCCCACUGCAUUGAAUGAGACUUCUUGUAGACUGGAACUAAGAACUGUUGGUGGAGAGUCCUGCGCACCUGUUACCUCCAAGGAGUGCAAGAUGAUCCCACCAGGGGACUGCAUGUACGCCGGGAGGAAGCGGAGGAAGCCCAUCCAGAAGCACAGAAAGCCGGCCCCGGUGACGGAGAAAUCCAACCCGUCAAAACGACACAGAGAUCGUCUGAACGCUGAGCUGGAUCGGCUGGCCAGUCUGCUGCCUUUCUCCCCUGAAAUCAUCUCCAAACUGGACAAACUGUCUGUGCUGCGUCUCAGCGUCAGUUACCUACGCGUCAAGAGCUUCUUCCAUGCCAGCCAGGAGAAGCUGUCUCGGAGGCACGUCAGCUCCUCAUCAGUUCAGGAGGUCAGGAAGGAGAGUGCCUCACCCAAACCCUGUGUCCCAGAGAGUGAGCUCCUGCUGGAGUCCCUCGCUGGUUUUGCUCUGGUUGUGAGCAGUGAUGGGAUGGUGUUCUACUCUUCAUCCACUAUAGUGGACUAUCUGGGCUUCCAUCAGACUGAUGUGAUGCACCAGAACAUCUUUGACUACAUCCAUGUAGACGACAGACAGGAGUUCAGGCAGCAGCUCCACUGGGCCAUGAACCCUUCACAUCAGAUGGCGUCUGAUCACCUCCAGGCCACGGGAACCAGUGAAGAUUUCGUGGUCAGCAGCUUAUUCCACUCUCAGGAGGCGAGUGGCAUUUCUCCAGAGUUCUCUCCCUUCCUUAAUCGCUGCUUCAUCUCAAGAGUGCGUUGCCUACUGGACAGCACCUCAGGAUUCCUUACAAUGCAGUUUCAGGGGCGUCUGAAGUUCUUGCACGGCCAAAAGAAGAAGACCGCAUCAGGCACCCCCCUGCCACCACAGCUGGCCCUGUUCUGUGUGGCUGUGCCUCUGCUUUUACCCUCCAUCACUGAGAUGAAGAUGAAGAGCAUGAUGAUGAGGGGCAAGCACAAAACCACCGGCAUGAACGUGAUCACGGCAUUAGAUCAUCGAGAGGAGCACUUACGACGACAGCCAGUGGUGAAUGAAGGUGGAGACCCACUUUACCUGAACUGUUCCACUCCUGGACCACGCCACCAUACCCCCUGGUCACCUCUCUCCAAAAACAGCUUCAAAUACAAAACUGAGGACUACUACAGCCAGGAGGAGCCUCUCAACUACUGCAAGUCCUCUGCUAGUGGACUUAAAGUCCCUCACGUGGAAAACAUGUGGCCCAUGAGAAACUCCUGUGGGUCUGUCCGCACAGGUCAUGGCGUAAACGUGUUGCCCGGUGGUAAACUAGGCAAAUACAGUCACUAUGGGAAGCCCUACAGAAUGUCCCCAGGAUAUCACAACAACAGGGCAGACCUCUGUGUUCCAAAGCUUUACGGAAGUCUUCCACAGCCUGGAGAAGUGGACGGGUAUUAUGUGGAGAGCAUCAAGAGCGAAAAUGGCUGUUAUGAAGAACAAGGCUAUGACGAACAUCUAAUGGCGGAGUUGCCGAUUAAGGUAGAACAGGACUCAGACUCUGAAAAUGGCUGUGAUGUCUAUGGCAGGCCUUGGACAGCCAGAGAACGUUACCCAAGCUCUUACGAUGGUCUCCAGAUGAAAGCAGAGAGCGGCUACUAUGAACAGUACUCGCCCUGCCAGAGGAGCAAGGGGGGUAACGGACAGCCGUACAGCAGCCACUAUCAGAACGUCUGCAGUGUGACUGCACGACCAAUGAAGUGUGUGCUCAAUAAAGAUCUAGAGCCUCUCAGCCCCCAGAAACUGGGACACACAGACCCCCUCUGCAGUAGUCAGAGUGCUAACUGCAUGGACAGCUACAGUGGUGGGCCCGUAGAGCACAAGGGCUACAUGCAGCAGGAUUACAAACUUGGCUAUGAGUUCAAAGGACAAGGACUGCUUCACUCCAUCAAGCGCGAGCCCAUGGACUCUCCACCCUGGCAUGAUGGCAAACAUGAUCACAUGGGAGUGCAGAGGAAUAUCAUGUCAAAUUGCAUAAUGAAUGCUGGGCAGCCCAAAGCUAAUCCAUAUAUCUUUAUGCAAUAGUGCAGAAGUAUUUGAAGUUACAGGCCUUACGGUCUGGGUAGUCUAGAAUUUUCUUAUGCCCUUUAUCUAAGGUUCAGGUGUAAAGACGAUGUGGUGUCAAUGGCCUGUCCAUGCUUUGCAAACCAAAAUUGGAGCUUUUGUGGUGUAUUUAAGCUAAUGUAAGCAGGGUUGUUGUUGUAAUUUCCAGUCUUGUAGCCUCACUUUCCUCUGCCUUGGGGCAGAUGCUCUAUGUUGAUCAGGGCCGAUUCUACUAGGAUCAGAGGUUUAGGGGUGCUGAGCACCCAAUAAAACCUAUCCACACCCUCCCUCCCUAAAAACAACUGUAAAUUAAUUUGAAGAGAGUUCCCAGGUGGGGUGAGGGUCUCAUAUCAGAAGUAAUAAAAUAAUUUACAUUUAAAUUAGACACACACACAAACUAUUAUACAGAGGGGACGUUCAUUUUAAACAUCUUUAUUUUCAGCACAUAAGAAGAUAAAACUGUAUUGUGUGUACAUUAAAAAAAAAAUCUCCCACAGCUGCAUUCUCCACCAUUUAGUCUAAUUUAAUUAGCUAAAAGCUGAAAGCUACUCAAAUAUACUCAGUAUAGAUAACAAUAAUUAGCUGAUACACAUACAGCCAGUACUAGUCUAGCACCUCACCUUUACUAUAAACACAACAACCAAUGACCAACAGCAUCAAUCCAAUCUUACCAGUUUAAACAGUGUCUAAUUAUCAGCCUGCAGCAUUAAUUUUUUCGGUACUAAAUAUAAAAAAGCGUUAAACAACAGUAGCACAAAAGAGUGCAGUUUAAUUUUGUAUGCCUGUGUGCAUAUGUGUGCGUGUGCCCAGUGUGCAGUAGCACAGAGAGAAAGUAAUUGUAUAUUCUUUAAUAUAUUUUUUUUAGUAAAUUCUGUUUAUGAUGUACUUUUUUUUAGAUUUGAACAUUUUAGCUUAGCAGAGAGACAAACAUCUGCUUAAAAAUCAAACAAAAACAAAUUUAUGCUUUGUGUUUAUCUUUUAUGGGUACUUGGGUUGCUUAAGAGCCCUUAAAAAAGGGCUAGUGAUGCCCCUGGGGGUGAUCAUCUUACCAACCUCAGAACUUUAGAAAAGAGCUUGUGCUAUGAUCCACCUUAUUACAUGCUGCCUAAAUCAUUGCGCUUAGAGUAUCAUGGAGUAGCAUCAUAGCCGUGGAGGAAUCGGAGGAAAGUGAAGCAACUCUGUUCUGAUACAUUAGCUCACAGACGCCUUGUGCCGAUCAACAUCACCCUUUAGAGUGAGGUAGGAAGAAAGAGCGCCAUCUACCCACCCAGAGAGAGCAAGACCAACAGUGCUCUCUCAAGGCUCCGGUAGCCGAUGGCAAGCUACAUGAACAGGAUUCGAACCAGUAAAUAUCCUGAUCAUAGUUGCAGCACUAAGCCUGCUAGACCACUCGGAGCCCACAUCACACUUUUCUAAAUAGACCAAUAGAAAUGUCCAAAAAAGACUUGAAACAAAAUCAGUUAACAUUGACUUCUGUUGAAAGAGAAGAAGGUAUUAAUAGAAGUUUUUGCAUGACAGCGACAAUUUGUGACUUAAAACAAAGCGUGUUACCAUUUCUCAUUUAAACUGAAGAUGAACUUACCUGACAACAGCUGCAAGGAAAGAUCAAAUAUGUGAGCAAAGCAUGGAUGGGUCAAUGAACUGCAGUUUCGAAAUACAAAACUAGAUUUGAAAUUGAAGCGCAAAUCUGAAUACCUCUGCACUAAUGCAUGCUUGUCUGUUACAGUGAAGACGAAGUUUGGGUUUAACCAAAGGUAUACCACAACAGCAUUUAAAAUGUGUGUUUUUUAAACAACCUUUAAACUGUAUUCACAUCUAAAGCAAUAUUUCCAGCAUCCCAUUUUAACACAGACAAGCAUACAGAGCUAAGCCAUCUAUACGCACACAAUCUUUACAUUUCAGGACACGGCUCAGGGGCAGGGAUAUGUUGUGAUUUUGUGGUAAAAAAAGAAUGAGCAUCAAGCUUUCUGGUAUUGUAAGGAGUUUCUCAUGUAUUUUUAUUUUAAAGCACUUUUGAUAGAAUGAUAUUCUAAUACGUUUCUGACCCUCACAUGAUAUCUGUGUUGGUGAUUGUGUAAAAAAAGUAAAACUUGUUUGGUUCUUGAAACAUGACAAAACACUGUGAUGUGGAGAAAUGUCAUGCAAAGGUUUUACACUAUUUACCUGUUCAUUUUUGUGCUGCAUGCUCUGUUUUAAAUGGUGUUUUAAAUGUUUUAGAUCAGCUUUAAAGGUACUAAAAUUAUUAUUUUUAAUAAUUUUCCAAUUGCAAUUUUUUAAGAAAGAAGUUCUUUGCUCACUGUAUAUAACCUACACACAGGGUAAGUGCAGAAUUAAAUAAAAAAAAAAACAUUUGUACACUGAUUGUCUCAACUAAAGGCUCAUGUAUGCUCAAUGUUAAACACGGAUUCAAAUACGGAGGAGAUUUCUGUCCAUAAUAGGACAAAGGAUGGAUGGAUAGAAAGCUCCAUUUAUUGAUACCAAAGGAAAUUUUUAAUAAAGCUCUUGCAACUGCAGCACAAAAGCUGUUUGCUUUUUUUAAUGAAUUCUGCUAAGGAGGCUUCUUUCUUCACCAUUUUUGCACAAUUCACAGUGGUAUGAAAAAGUUUGGGUACCCCUGAUCAUUUUCAUGAUUUUUCUUUAAAAAUCAUUGGUUGUUCUGAUCAGCAAUUUCAAUUAAAUAUAUCAUAUAGCAGAAGAACACAGUGAUAUUUGAGAAGUGAAAUUAAGUUUAUAGGAUUUACAAAAAGUGUGCAAUAAUAAUUUAAACUAAAUUAGACAGGUGCAUACAUUUAGGCACCCUAACAGAAAAAUUACAUAAACUUCAGCAUUCUUACUGAUUCUUGAUCAUUGUUCACAGGAAUCAGCUGAUAUUGACUGGGAAACUUUAACAAGAUUCCCAGUACCUGCACUCUCCACACAGCCCCACAGCAUGAUGGAACAUAGGACGUAACAAGUAUGAAGGACAUAGACAUGUAUGAGGGCAGUUACGAUGUUUAUAACAAUGUUAAAAAAAAUCGUACACAAAGGGAGCAUAAAUGAGCCUUAACCCUCCACAGUUAUAGCAUUGAUUAGAACCCCCCCCCCCCCUCACUUCAUGUGAUUUUCACAGAGCAUGAUUUUCUUUUUCUUUUUAAAGUGUUGUGUUUGCUGCAUUCAUUAAAAGAAAAAUCUUACUAAACUUGCACUACGUGGACUGGUAAAUCUGUAAAGAAGCUAUCUAGACUCAAUGUUUAAUCAAUAUGCACAAAUGUAAAAGCUUUCCCUUUCUAACUCUUGUAUUUUUGCAGUUUUUUAUAUUGUAAAUUUGAUACCCAACAAUUUGUAUGUAUUUGUCUUAUCUGAACUAUUAGGGCCUGUUGCAGGAAGGUUAUGAGAAGACGCUUUACCCCCUACCUAUUUAGAAAUAUGCAAACUAGAGUGACACGUAACGUCUUUGGGAGACUGUAGCUGCAAAGCAGCGACUUUUAAACUGCAUGUUCUCACUCAUUUUUUUCUAUCUUGUAUUUGUCAAAAUUGAAACGAUGCAAUAAAAGGAUUGCACACAAAAA